AUGCGGGGGGAAACGUGUGGGUCGCUGUUUAACCGGUACGCCGGGGCCACGCCACCCGCGCUGAUGGCCACCUUGGUCCGCCCCUUGCGCUGGGCUUCAUUUCCGCGAACGCCAUCUCCAGGCUUUCCCGGCCCUCGAGAGCCAGGCUGGGGGCGUCGGCCAGUGCGGGGUGAAGUGCCCCCACCCGCCCGGCGACGCUCCGCUCAGGACCCUGGGCCAAUGGAAAGAGAAGGGUCCAAAGCCUGGGGCCUCGGCAACUAUCUGUUUAACUUUGCAAGUGCGGCCACCAAAAGGAUAACUGAAUCAGUUGCUGAGACAGCACAAACGAUAAAGAAAUCCGUAGAAGAAGGAAAAAUAGAUGACAUCAUCGAUAAGACAAUUAUAGGAGAUUUUCAGAAGGAACAGAGAAAAUUUGUUGAGGAGCAGAAUACAAAGAAGUCAGAAGUAGCUGUGCCCCCAUGGGUUGACAGUAAUGAUGAAGAAACUAUCCAGCAACAAAUCUUGGCCUUAUCAGCUGACAAGAGGAAUUUCCUUCGGGACCCUCCAGCUGGUGUGCAGUUUAAUUUCGACUUUGAUCAGAUGUACCCUGUUGCCCUGGUCAUGCUCCAGGAAGACGAGCUGCUGAGCAGGAUGAGAUUCGCCCUCGUUCCUAAACUCGUGAAGGAAGAAGUAUUUUGGAGGAACUACUUCUACCGUGUCUCCCUGAUUAAGCAGUCAGCCCAGCUCACUGCCCUGGCCGCCCAGCAGCAGGCCACGGGAAAGGAGGACAAGAGCAAAGGCAGAGAGGAGGGCCUGCCACUGCCAGAGGCAGUACGGCCCAAAACCCCACCUGUUGUAAUCAAAUCUCAGCUUAAAACUCAAGAGGACGAGGAAGAAAUUUCCACCAGCCCAGGUGUUUCUGAGUUUGUCAGUGAUGCUUUCGAUGCCUGUAGCUUAAAUCAAGAAGAUCUGAAGAAAGAAAUGGAGCAACUAGUGCUUGACAAAAAGGAAGAGGAGACAGCAGCACUAGAAGAGGAUUCUGCAGAUUGGGAAAAAGAACUACAACAGGAGCUUCAAGAAUAUGAAGUGGUGACAGAAUCAGAGAAACGAGAUGAAAACUGGGAUAAGGAAAUAGAGAAAAUGCUUCAAGAGGAAAAUUAGCUAUUUCCUGAAAUAAAAGCUUGAUCUUUAACAUUCUGCAAACUGACAUUACGUUUUAGAUAUUGACGCUCACUGAAUCUCAGAAAGCACAAAAGAGUAGAACUUUAUAAAACUCGAAAUUACCCUUUUUUUCAAGCUGAAACUUGCCUCUUGUACUUUAGAGAAUAGAGAGUAGUUACUCUAAUAAUCAAGAAGUUUAUGUAACAUUUCUGUACUAUAAACGAAGUGAGAUGCUCUAAUAGGCAGCACGGACGGCUUUGCCAUGAGAACACAAGUGACACUUUAGAGUUCUGUUUUCCAUGAGGUCAAAUAUAAUUUAUUCCUUAGUCGUGAUUUUCUAAACAUUUGUACUCUUUGCAUUUUUGUUGACACAUGGAAAUUAAAGUUUCUUCCUGGGUUGAUUACUGUCAAAAUGACCAAAUUAUACCAAAGAACUUAAGAAGAAGCACUUUCAGAACAAUAUUCUUACUAGGUAUUUUCUAAAAUUCCGUUUGAAAGCCAAAAUAUAAAAUAAAAUAAAUUGAUUUUACUAAUAGAAACGUUACACAAUCUGACAUUAAGAAAUACUGUGCAAAAAUACUUGGUUUUCUCUAGGACCUCUUCUGUUUUUGUUUUGUUUUGAACUAUACUACAAAACUUUCUCAUCAAGGCUUUUGUAGAAAGUGGGGCCUUCCAUCCCCGUUUGUAUCAUGGACCUUCAGAAGCCCAUUCACCUUAAAGUCUGUCAUUCAUGUUUUAGUCCUCACCUAAUAUAAAUGUUUCAGCUUUGUCAUAAUUAAACUGUCAGUCUUUAUAAA
Tupaia belangeri chinensis (Chinese tree shrew) is the source of this 1937-nucleotide messenger RNA. RefSeq names its product synapse associated protein 1 (gene SYAP1). Gene Ontology annotation, biological process: regulation of short-term neuronal synaptic plasticity; TORC2 signaling. Gene Ontology annotation, cellular component: synapse; Golgi apparatus; nucleus. Bases 1 to 1140 code for a protein of 379 amino acids. The transcript is spliced from 11 exons. The record is from RefSeq and is a predicted model, not a curated record. NCBI's taxonomy places the organism in Eukaryota, Metazoa, Chordata, Mammalia, Scandentia, Tupaiidae.